AUGCCACCACCACCACCGCCCUAUGGCUAUGAAGAUCCAUAUCGCCAUCGCCAUCAUCAUCACCAUCAUCGCCCAGGUAUCGAAAUUGAUAUUUUUCCCGGCUGGAAUCGUCCAUACUAUCCUCCACCUCCCCCACCGCCUCCAAGAGCUGAGGUGGUAGUGGUCACACCGGCAGCCACCUAUGUGCCGCCACAAGCUCCUGGCCAGUACUAUAACAACGGUGCCUACUACAAUAAUGGAUACAACAACGGAUAUAACAAUGGAUACAACAAUGGCAACAACAACCCUCCCUAUCCCCGAUGGUAG
Musca domestica (house fly) is the source of this 306-nucleotide messenger RNA. Its product is annotated as component of gems protein 1-like. The transcript has a single exon. The record is from RefSeq and is a predicted model, not a curated record. Bases 1 to 306 code for a protein of 101 amino acids. NCBI's taxonomy places the organism in Eukaryota, Metazoa, Arthropoda, Insecta, Diptera, Muscidae.